Messenger RNA from Misgurnus anguillicaudatus (oriental weatherfish), 7220 nucleotides. It is a transcript of the gene kcnn1a, whose product is annotated as potassium intermediate/small conductance calcium-activated channel, subfamily N, member 1a. Gene Ontology annotation, molecular function: calmodulin binding; small conductance calcium-activated potassium channel activity. Gene Ontology annotation, biological process: potassium ion transport. The record is from RefSeq and is a predicted model, not a curated record. NCBI's taxonomy places the organism in Eukaryota, Metazoa, Chordata, Actinopteri, Cypriniformes, Cobitidae. Gene Ontology annotation, cellular component: membrane.
GAGCUCGCUUGCUGCUUUCGGGGCACAUCGCAAUGAAUGGGUGUCGGUGCUUUACAAGGCGAAGGAGCAACCACAACAAGACGCGGAUAUUGAGGGCAUGCGGCAUCGAUGCGCGGGAGCUGUCCAACAGCACCCCACCAACGACACGGAAACGGUUGACUGUCAGAGCGUUUCAGCGCGCGUUUAUAAGGACGGACCUCGUCCGGUGGCCCCUCUCUUUAGCCUGCCGCCCCCACCUCCAUCGAUAAAGGAGCGUCCCACCUCCUCACAUCACAACCGACAUGUACUGUCUUAUCCGGAGCGUGCCACCAGAAAGGACGGCGAGUGCCUGCCUUUGACCGGUCCCAGCAUCCUCACGCAGGCGGCGCGCGUAGACCGUCAGUUUUAUCACAACCAAGCGGAGUUUCCAGGGCCCUCGUCCGGCUAUCAGUGUCAAUCUGAGGGGCUCUCACACUGCAGCCAUCCUCCUCAGCACAAAUCUUCCGUUUCCCCGCAGCCCUCCCCAUCAGAUCUGCUGCUGCCGCCGCCUCUGCCUUCGCGCAUCUCUAUAACGCGGGAUAGUCGCCAAACGAGUGCUAAUUGCGAACAAGAAACCGUGCAGCGUUGCGUUGGGGAGGGGGGGCGUCGAGACCAAAACCAGUUGCUGCAGCAACCUUGGUAUAAUCAAAUAGGUGAUCGUCAACAAAAGGACCCCUCCUUUGAGCCACUCUUACCAAACUCUGGCCAAGGACAGGUGAAUGUAUGCGAGGAGAGGCAAUUAAUUGAUGCUCCGUUACCACCGUUGCAAGCUCAACGGCAAUUAUUGUUGGGCAGCAGCUUGCCUAUCAACUACUGCAUCGGUGGAUCAGGGGAAGUGUUGCAGCAUCAGGCAGGCGCACAGAAGCACAGCCUCCAGUGGCAGCAGAGUGACCGAGACGCCAGGUACCAAGAGAGGAAAAUCGCACCUUGUCAACCAGAGCAGCAGUAUCAUGACGCUCAAAAUGAACGCUCGUUACUGAGAAACUCGUCCGUUUCCAGUUGUGAAAACAGCAGUCCCCUGUACGGCUCCAGCAGUCAACUGUGGCCAGAGCCUCACGACAAGGAGGAAAAGAAAAAAGGCAAACAUAAGGCACAUGCUGAGCGAACAAAGCUGAGCCAUGCUGCAUCCAAGGCCUCCCUCUCCGAGAGCAGUCACUCACUCCCUCAGAUAGCCAUGAACAGUUGCAAGUACAAUGGAGGAGUGGUAAGACCGCUGGGCAGCCUGGCGGCGUCACGACGCAACCUAGCAGAGCAUGACUCUGAGACCCAGCCGCUCCAGACUCUUCACAGCUCCGGCCUGGAAGUGGUCGUCUCCAAGGGCGGCGAGGACCGCAGUAAGGCGUCCAAUGAGAGCUUGGUCAGAGAGAGUGGCAAUGCGCCGCAGAAGAAAAAUAAAGAUAUCGGCUACAAGCUGGGCCACAGGAGGGCUCUUUUUGAGAAGCGCAAGCGGCUUAGUGACUAUGCCCUGAUAUUUGGUAUGUUUGGGAUCGUUGUCAUGGUAACAGAGACUGAACUCUCCUGGGGGGUUUACACUAAGGAAUCUUCAUACUCAUUUGCACUGAAAUGCCUUAUCAGCCUUUCCACUGUUAUUUUGCUUGGUCUUAUAAUAAUGUACCACGCUCGGGAAAUACAGCUGUUCAUGGUGGACAACGGGGCAGAUGACUGGAGGAUAGCCAUGACAUACGAGCGUAUCUUCUUCAUAGUGCUAGAGCUGCUGGUUUGUGCCAUUCACCCAAUCCCGGGCCAAUAUGUCUUCACGUGGACUGCCCGGCUGGCCUUCACCUACGUGCCCUCUGUGGCAGACGCCGACGUAGACAUCAUCCUUUCCAUCCCCAUGUUCCUCCGCCUCUACCUGAUCGGCCGGGUCAUGCUCCUCCACAGCAAGCUAUUCACUGACGCGUCUUCGCGUAGUAUAGGUGCCCUCAACAAAAUCAACUUCAACACGCGCUUCGUCAUGAAAACCCUCAUGACCAUCUGCCCUGGCACUGUGCUGCUGGUCUUCAGUAUCUCCUCGUGGAUCAUCGCAGCCUGGACUGUUCGGGUCUGUGAGAGGUAUCAUGACAAACAGGAAGUCACUAGUAACUUUCUUGGAGCUAUGUGGCUAAUUUCCAUAACUUUCCUAUCAAUUGGCUAUGGGGAUAUGGUUCCUCAUACAUAUUGUGGGAAAGGUGUCUGUCUUCUUACAGGAAUUAUGGGUGCUGGGUGCACUGCACUUGUAGUCGCAGUGGUAGCCAGAAAAUUAGAACUGACAAAAGCUGAGAAGCACGUCCACAAUUUCAUGAUGGACACCCAACUUUGUAAAAGAGUAAAGAACACAGCUGCCAAUGUACUCAGGGAAACAUGGCUCAUCUACAAACACACAAAAUUAGUGAAGAAGAUAGAUCAUGCCAAAGUGCGCAAACAUCAGCGCAAGUUCUUACAGGCCAUUCACCAGCUUCGCAGUGUGAAAAUGGAGCAGAGGAAGCUCAAUGACCAGGCCAACACUCUGGUGGACUUGGCAAAGACACAAAAUGUGAUGUACGACCUGGUGUCAGAGCUGCAGGAACGCAGUGAGGAGCUGGACAAGCGCAUUGGCACGCUGGAGGACAAGCUGGACGCAGUCACCGGCAGCCUGCAGGCUCUGCCCUGUCUGAUCUCCCAAGCCAUAACUCAGCAGCAGCAGGACCUCCUAGAUGGCUUCAUGCACCGCUUCCGACCGGCGUCACUGGGCUCGGAGCGAUCCUGGACACCCUCCAGACGACGACGCUCCCCCUCCACUGCCCCGCACACUUCCUCCGACAGCGGCUAACACCGGCUCGGACCUGCUCACCGCUUCCAAAGCCCUCAGACUUAUUCGCGUAAGCUGAUCAGACCGAGAUCGAGGACUCGUAUUAAUAAGUAGAGAAUUAUCAAAAUAGUAGAUAUAUGGUUUAUGUUUAGCCAUUGUAUGGCUGUUCAAGUUAGCUUUUUUGUAAAGCCCUCAUAUAUUUACAAGACUGAGAUUGAGUCUGGGAAACUGGUCCUUAAAACUGGAGAUCACAGGGUCCAGACCUGCCAGAGUGAGGAGUGACGCACCCAAAAACAGAAGAAGAGGUUUAUCGGUUCUGUAAGACUCUACCUGUAGUGGUGUUUUCCUAAUGCUGGGAUGGGCACUACGGGCACCCUCAGGUGCUCUGAGAUCACUUCAGUAUUGAUCUGGAGAAGAAGGAGCACAUGACCUUACUACUGAGUAGAAUAAUGCAGGAAUGCCAACUUAAGGAUUCGGGAAAUUGGGUGCAACCUUUUUUUAGUUAAAUAUAGGCAUGUUAUUUUUUUCUCCAGUGCCUGAAUGUAUAGAUUGUGGAGGGAGCGAAUUUUUGUAUAAUGUUGACACAAGCAUUGCAUUCCUUUUUCAGAUACAUUCCUCUUUAAGACAUUUGUACUAGUUUGUCUAAACGAAUACCAUUAAUUCUGUUGCAGUCUUAUUUUCCAAAGCCUUUCAAUACUUCCACCACUUACUACGGAAAGAAAGAAAGAAAGUAAAUAAGAAUGAAUGGAUGAAAGAAUGAAUGAAUAUGGACAUAGAGACAGACUACUUAAGCUGGUAUGGUAACACUUUCAUUUCACCAAAAUCUGAGCUUCCAAAAGUCUUCAUAAUAAAGAGAGGUUGCAUUUUAAAAUUUGAAAUGACAGCACAGAGUGCUGAAUGCAGUGGUAGGCACAAAUGUAUGGCAGAACUGAGAUUUAAACCUUUGCAUGUUUCAGUGCAAUUGUGACGAAUGGAUUAUGGAUGGUUUUUCAAACGUGUGUAUGUGUGUGUGUGCGUUUAGUUUGAUUUUGUUGACUUUUUACAGAGAUUCCUUUCUUAAACGUUGGAUAGUAUUUUUAGAGCUGCAAAUAUAGAGGUGCAGUCAUGAUGUGGUAAUGUUUGUUAAAUGCAUUCCUUGUUCUACCUAUAAAUUAAAUCUUCUACCAAGAGAUUAAAAGAAUCAGUGAGAAGUAGGAUAAACACCAAAUCGUGAAAGAUACUUUAAGGCCUUUAUUGAAAGAAUAUACGUGAUAGAGAAGGUGGUGAUGCUUAUGGAAGACAUUGUGGCUUACACACAGCAAAACCCCCAGUGUUAAAUAAACACUCUUAUAAUCGUAUAAUCCACUCUCAGAUGGGUGUUAAAAAUGAUUAGUCUUAGAAAGUAACACUGAAUCGGUGUUGAAGUCUGUGUAAAGUCUCACUAUUAAAGGUCCCGUUAUUCCUGUGUUUUUGAAGCCGUGAUUGUGUUUACAGUGCGCAAUAUAACAUGUGUUCAUGUUUUAUUUACUUAUCUCUCUCUAUACUGCUGCUUUCACUGUCUUAAAAACGGGCUGAUGUCUUCCUUAUCCUAUGAAGUCCCUCCUUCAGAAAUACUUAAUGAGUUCUAAUUGUGUAGCUUGUUCAGUGUAUUGUGAUUCGACGGCAGCUUAGCUUAGCAGAGCCGUUUGAGCUUAACUGGCGACUAACGUAUUCCUAUGGGCGGAGAUUAGUCAAAAACUCUUAUUUUGACAUCAUUAAAGCAGGAAAUAGAGGGCUGUAGUCCAAACCCGCCGUUCGCUGGAGGCUUUGAAAAGGGAAUUCUGUUAAAGAAAAUAUAUCGCUUGGCGGUGAACUUUGAGCUCAUUUUGCAGGUAUUAUUUAUGCUCUAAGAGCAACAUUACACACUAACUAGUUUGAAAAAUGGGAACAGAAAGAACGUGACCUUUAAAUGUGCAACUUUUAAACACCACUACAACAUAAAUGGAUGCUCGUGAUUGUGUUAGGGGCGGGGCUACAACAGUGGCUCAAUGACGCAGUGGAGCCACAAAGCAUGGCACCGCUCCUAACACAAUCACGAGCAUUCAUUCAGGUUGUAGUGGCCAAAUAAUCCUGAACAGAAAUGUGGAAAACUGUCUAACCCCUCAGUCACAUUAGCUACAAGAGACAGAGUGACAGGCUACCAUUCAUUUUCAAUGGAAGUGGCCGUUUGCCAGCGACAAGCGACGGGCCAAAAUAGACAAGCAGGCUAUUUUAUGCAAAUGCUGAGCGAUGCGACAAAGCGACUGCCAAUCGGAAUGAAGGAGCAGCGUGACGUAGGUCUGUGGUCGAGUCUGAGAAAAUACUUCAAGAUGGCGGAAAAUGCGUAUUUAUGUAUACAUCUGAUAAGUUUGGCAUUUUAUCUCAUAUAUUUUGUUACUUUUAUCGAGAAAUACAUACUUUUAAAUCCAAAAACACCGUUCUUGUAACUUAACAAUACCUCUAAAGUGACUUUUGAUACCGCUUUUAGAAACUAGCCAAGGAACGCCCAUCAAGCGAGUGCGUGUCGCUCGGUGUCGUUCACUUUUGUAGCUAAUGUGACUCCAUAAUUCAUUACUACAUACAUUUCUAAUGUGUUUAGAAACAAUUCUCUGAUUUGACUUUACAUGGACUUUAAUGAGAUAAUGAAGUGAUGAAUGAACAAUAAUGAUGAACACCUGCUGUUAACAAACAGAAUCACUGGCGAAAAGAUUAUUAACAAGAAUUCACCCUAAUCAUGAUUCGUUUUUCCUUUAGCUGGGCACCUGACCCUUGAUUUCUUGUUUUUAUAACAAGCCAAAAAUUAUAUUGUUUGCUUGUUGAUGCUGAUAUUAAUACCAUGAUGUAAUCAUUUUUUCUGAUCAUAGUGUGUUUGAUCAUUUUUAGACUUAAUUUUGCACUCUUAACCCCAUAAUACAGCAGUCCCUGCUAAAAAAAAAACAAUAGACACCAUCACAGAAAUUCUAUUGGUUUUAUUGGGAAUUUUAUUGGUUCUAAUGGAAUAUGGGCCAAAACACACUACAGUGUAUUGGUUUUUGUGGAUCUCUAAUGGUAUGUAUUGGUUCUAUGUAUUGGUUCUAAUGAAAUAUGGCCCAAAACACUACUACAGUGUAGUGGUUUUAAUGGUAAAAGCUAAUGGUUCCUAUUGGUAUUUUAAUGGAAACCAUUAGAAUUUUCUGUAAUGGUUUUAUUGUUUUUGUCAGCAGGGGUAUCAUGAUGGUUUCUAUACGAAAAAAUAUCACCGAUUUAGUGUUCAUUUUUAACACUGGAGGUUUUGCUGUGCAUUUGCACAUUACGGAAUAUACUGUUAAGGCAGCUCAGAGCUAAAAUCUCUCUCCUGUUCACUUCUCCUGCAUUUUACUGACAUUUCAGUGGUCUUGAAUAAUCUCAUAACCUUAACGCAACUGACAAUGUUACGUGUUUGAUGAUGUAAUUGUCACAGAUUAGAAUUUAUAGGAACUGACUGCAGGCAUUAAUCCACCAUCAAUCCAGCAUCUGAGACAAUUUUACUUUAAGAAACCUAGACAACACAAGGCAACAAUGGGUAAUGCAUCUUGCAAGCACACUUCUGCGUAAUGAUUUCAUAUGUAUGUAUUAUUUGUUUGUUUUCAUGUUCAAACUUUUUAUUUAAGAUAUUGCACAUCCCUAACUUGUUUUAAUUUAGUCAAAACUGUUUGUUUGGGUCUUAUGAAUUUUCAUUCUGUUCUAAACAGUUCCUAAAAUUAGCAACUUUGUUGAACAAUUAAGAUUAUUUACACUGACAAAAAAAUCUGUUAUAAAAAUGGAGAAGUAAAAAAUAGAUGAAUAAUUCUUACAACCUGCCUUGAAAUAUACUUAAAAGUUCCAGUACAUUUUGAUAAAGCAAAGAACAAAGGCGAAAUGAGAAAACGGGUCAUAACAUUAUAUCCUAAUAUAGACAAAAAUAAGACACAGAUUGUUUGACAAAUAUCUCCCAUUUUAAACUGUUUAAAUCCCAAAAAAGUACCAGAUUAAAACAAGAUGGGUUAUGUAAACAAUAAUUAGACAUAUAAUUGUUUAAAAAUUGUUGCAAUGACCCUUGUUCAUGCCUUUCUCUCUUUCAUUGUCUUAAUGUUGUAAUGUGCCAAUAAUAAGACUCAGCUUCUGCCAUCUGAUGUCAAACUGCAUACAUACAUGGGAGACCAAAUCAGUAAAAAGUAUUUUUUCGCAGUACAUGAUUUUUUUUCUUUCAUUUUAUUCUAAUUGCCUUCCUAUGUGAAAUACCUGUGAAUGAUUAAACACAGAGAGAUGAAUUUGCAUUUUGUAUCUCUAAAGGUUGACUGUACAUAAAGGCAUGGGUUAUCAUGGUCUCGUAUCUGGAGAACCUCUUAUUUUGUUUACAUAGAGAUAGCCCAAGAAGCUACAAGUGUGGACAAAACCUGCCCAUGUUUCGGAUAAUAAAUAUCAAGUUCUUGAGAAUAAA